Messenger RNA from Drosophila arizonae, 911 nucleotides. RefSeq lists its product as uncharacterized. The record is from RefSeq and is a predicted model, not a curated record. NCBI's taxonomy places the organism in Eukaryota, Metazoa, Arthropoda, Insecta, Diptera, Drosophilidae.
AUGUUCGAGCCCCGCGACAUUCGCAUCCUGCGCUUCGAUUCCUUUGUGUGCAACACCCAUCGCAAGUUUUUUUCCGACAUUUUCCUUUUCCCCUUGUUCGAAUUGUUCGCGUUACGUGAAAAAAUUUUCCACGCAGUGCGUGCAACAACAAAAGAAAAGUUCGAAACGUUAAAGAUAACAGCCAACAACGGUAAACGUAACAGUGACUGCAACAUUAACAGUCAGCGGACUGUUAACAAAAAGAAUAAGAAUAAGCAGCAACAGCAGCAGAAAUAUCAGCAGAUCCUGUUAGUCAACGCUGUGCUGCUAGCAUCGACAACAACAACACUUAUAAUAAUAAUAAGAAUAAUCAAAACAAUACCAACAACAACAACAACUGCCAACUGGUUAAACGUCAUCAACCUGACGCCGCCGAAGCAAAAGAAACUGUCGUUGACGCUGUUGACGUCGUCGCCGUCGCCGUCGUCGUCGUCUUCGUCGUGGUCAUCAUCGUCCUCGUCGCCGUCGCCGUCGUCGUUGUCGUUGCCUUUGCCAUUGCCGUUACGAUUGCCAUUGGCAUUGCAAUUCCUUGCGGCACUCGUUCAGCUACUGCUCGUAACAACCAAUCAUAAAAGCGAGCUGCAUCAUAUGCUGUGCGAUUUAACCAUCCAGCGACAUACUGUGGCCAUUACCUAUGACCUCAGCGAAACACCAGCAAAAAAAGGCGCACCUCCAAUUCCACAAAAACGGAGUAAAAGCUUCGAACUGUGCAUGAAUUCAAAGAGGCGAACCAUAAGUCAUCGGACUUCAAGUAAUAGGCAUCGGAAGUUACAGCCGUUCAGGUACACGUGAGCCAACCAAUAGUUUUUUACUAAACAUACAACAAAAAAAAUACAUAAAAAAACAAAAAAAAAUUUAAAAACUUAAAAAAU